Messenger RNA from Cololabis saira (Pacific saury), 1683 nucleotides. RefSeq names its product RNA/RNP complex-1-interacting phosphatase-like. The record is from RefSeq and is a predicted model, not a curated record. Bases 287 to 1285 code for a protein of 332 amino acids. Gene Ontology annotation, biological process: protein dephosphorylation. The transcript has 9 exons. Lineage: Eukaryota; Metazoa; Chordata; Actinopteri; Beloniformes; Belonidae. Gene Ontology annotation, molecular function: polynucleotide 5'-phosphatase activity; protein tyrosine/serine/threonine phosphatase activity.
UUCAGGCGCCGCAUCCUUCAUCGUUAGCCUCGUAGACAUAUCCAUGUAUAUAUGUCUAUGGUUACCCUGACAUGAUAACAUUUUAGAUAAAAAACAUUAAGUCGCUACUCUUUAAAGUUUAUGACUAUAUCUGCGCUUUCAAGGCGGAAAGGUGGCGCACACGGGGAGCUGCAUCACGAAACGAAGAGCGAUGAAAGUGAUGUAAGCACGUGUUUACAGGCGGCAUUUCUGAUGUUUAUAUAACUAGUGUUUUAAAAAAGAAAGUAACGAUAGAGGAGCUGGGAAGAUGUCCGGGCAGAGGAGCAGGGGCAGGAAGAACGGAGUCCCAGACCGGUGGCUGGACUACACGGCCGUAGGAAGAAGACUGGACGGGACUCGGUUCAUUGCCUUCAAGGUUCCUCUGAAACAGUCUCUGAAACGUCAGCUCCUAUCCUCAGAUGCGUUCGGGCCCUGGGACCUCCUGGACACACUGCACAGACAUAACCAGGACCUGGGCUUAAUUGUUGACCUGACCUUCACCACGCGGUACUACAGCCUGCAGGAUAUUCCCGAUUCACUGACGUAUGUGAAGAUCUUCACCACUGGUCAUGAGGUUCCCAGCAAUGAAGUCAUCCUGAGCUUCAAACGCACCGUGUACAGAUUCCUCAGAGAAAACAAGGAGAAUGAUAAACUGAUCGGAGUCCACUGCACCCAUGGACUGAAUCGUACCGGCUACCUGAUCUGCAGGUAUCUGAUUGACGUUGAUGGGAUGGACCCUGAGGACGCUGUGAAGUUGUUCAACUCCUCCAGAGGUCACCCCAUAGAGAGACAGAACUACUUGCUGGACCUACAGCAUGGACCAAAAAGGAGUAACAAGGGCAUCAUGGAGUCUGAGCAUGAGCCAAUGCGAGGACAGGCAGUCUACCGACCAACAGAUGAUGAACAGCACUGUGAUGAGUCUGGAUACCACAGGUCUCUCCCUCCACGAGGACUGAACUCCCGGCUCCCUCACAACUGGCAUCGUCCUCAUCAUAACAGGCUCCUCCCUUAUUCUCCCGUAAUCCCUCCCCUCCCUCCGUUGCGUCAGUAUCGACCAGAGCCCCCCCUCCUGAACUCUCAGUGGAGGAGACACCCCGGCUGGGAGGAUGAAUGGUGUAGGACCCCACGAUCAGAACGUGGACCUCCCAUCCUCCCCCGCUACUCAGCCAACUGGACCACCUCGUCCAACGAUGUUGAAGCAGAUGAUUGGACAUGCCCCAGAAUGAGACCCUCAUUCAGAUACACACAGAGACAUCCUGACCCGUGACCACCUAGCCCGUGAUCUCAGAACACAUGGAUAUGACGACUUUGUCCUGCGUGUGAAUAGUUCAUCUGAUUUUAUGCGGCAGAGUUGAAUAGUCUGAUGGAUGAAAUCAGUCAGAUUGAAGGUCCGUUUCAUCGAACACAUUGAUAGUUUUUAGUUAUUUGUGGUUUUAAACACAUUGAUAGUUUUAAGUUUUUAGUUAUUAGUAGUUUUAAAAGACACCUAGAGUUCAUUUUAAAUGAUUUUACUGUAACGAUGUUGAAAUAAAUACAUUGGAUCAGAACUGUAUUCAGUUCUUCUUAAUUUUUUUCUGGUGUUGAUCUACUUAUUUAUUUUUUUAAUUGAGCAGUGUUGAGUUGUAAUCUUCCUCUGCUGUUUUUAAGACACUAAAGAAUAAUCCA